Dreissena polymorpha is the source of this 2024-nucleotide messenger RNA. RefSeq lists its product as uncharacterized. NCBI's taxonomy places the organism in Eukaryota, Metazoa, Mollusca, Bivalvia, Myida, Dreissenidae. Gene Ontology annotation, cellular component: cell-cell junction. The record is from RefSeq and is a predicted model, not a curated record. Bases 568 to 1263 code for a protein of 231 amino acids. Gene Ontology annotation, biological process: cell-cell adhesion. Gene Ontology annotation, molecular function: cell adhesion molecule binding. The transcript is spliced from 7 exons.
UCUGAAGAUUUCAAUACGACAACAAGGAAGAUAUAAUGCCGCCGUCUUCUGUAAUUGUCGACAGGGUGCACGCUUCGGUUGAUUUCCUUGAUUUAUCGUGUUUUACUAGUUAAACGAUAAACAUGUUUAUAUCUUCGGUUUUGAUUGUUAUUGGAUUUAUUCACUUUACAGGUUCAGAACCAAUAUUAAUUUCAAAUGCAACAUUCGUAGAUGCCAAAGCUGCAUUAAAGUUGACAUGUACUCAUUACACAGCGAGUAUGAUGAGUUGGUGGCUCAAGCAAGUUAGUGGUAAUAACUUUGAAAAGGUCCUCACAGCUUCUUCCGUUGGCUUUUCAUGCUGGUUUAUCCCUGACACUUUACCUGACGUGUUUGCUGGCUGUGACUGUGAAGGAUCCACGUUUAACUGCACCCUGAAAUCACUAUCACGGAACAAUGAUGGGGACAAAUGGAAGUGCGCUACUGCUAAACAGCGGGAAUUUUUCAGUCAGGAAUUAACAAUUGCUGUGGCAGAGCCUGUGAGUAAUGUAACGUUGACGCCAGACCUACCAAUGAUUUCUGUCUUACAAAAUGUACCAAUCAACUUCAUCAAAUGUGAAUCAUCAGAAGGUCGUCCUACCCCCCAUCAUAACUUGGUAUAUGGACAAAGACACCCCCUCGGAUUACAACGAUGAUAUAAAUAUCACUGACAAAAGCGUAAGUAAUGUUGCAGGAGAUCGGACGACAAGCACUCUGACAAUCACUCCUUCACAGGAACAGCACGGGGCAAUUAUAUACUGCAAAGUCUCAAAUGGGUACGGGUCGAUCAUAUCAGACAGGAAAUCCCGUAUUGACGUGUUGGUUCCAGUUGUUAUACGACCAAUUGAUAAUGCAACGGUGUUACAAAACAAGGCCUUGUCUGUCACGUGUCUCUACACUGAAGGAAACCCACCUAGGACGAGUGUCACGUGGAUACAAGUAAAAACAUCUCGCGUUGUCGGAGUCGAGCAAACGCUUACGAUUCCAAAUAUGCAAAUCACUGAUGAAGGAUAUUAUAAGUGCAGAGUCAACAACACUUUGGAACCUUCAGGUUGCUGUGCACAGACGCCUUACGAUGAAACCAUGUUUUACGUUGAUGUACAAUUUUUAGGUAACGGAUCCUAUCCAUCGGUCUGGGCUGCAGUAGGAGGGGCUGUAGGUGGAGCUGUCAUGAUAGUCGUGUUUGGGCUUUUAAUAUAUUGGAAGAAAUUUAAACGUAAUCCACCCGCAGUUGCUCAAGUACGAUGAUUUAUUCAAUGGACAAUUCCCAGAACAGAAGCUAGUACGAAACACUCGCUGAAACUUCUUUUCAUGAAUAUUCGGCCAUAACACCAGGCGACAUACAACAGCGAAAUGUUAUAGAACGUGUAUCUGAUGUUUUAGAUAAUGAUUGUGGAACGGUGAAGGAACAAAAAACACCUAUGUAAAUUUAGUAUUAUCAAACAAUGAAACUUCAAUGUACAUGUUGUUCUUAGAGUGGCAACAUAAUGAUAAUGAAUCAUGCAAUUAAACAACUUACCAAAUGACGUAUAUUGUAAUACACUUUGUAGUGUUGGGUAUCUACAAAUAGUAUGCAUGUAUAUACUGUCCAUGAUAUGUUAAUAAUUUGUUUAAGAAUCAAUUGUUAAUUGGUUACCACAAUUAUUCUAUAAUGAAACAUAUAGAAACUCUUAACAAAUCACGUUUUGAAUAUUAAGAUUAUGAACUCACAAUUCAGCUUUUUUCUUAACAAUACACAAAGUUUAAAUGAACCAGUAAAUAAAAUGUGAAACAUAUAUGGUUUGACUUCUUUACACAAUUAUUUUUACCGGCAAAAAUGGAAUUAUUCCUAGUUAAAAAUAAGUUAUCAACUACCAUUCAUCAACGAGAAUAUUUAACACCCCAGUAACAGAUCAUACAAUUGUUAAUUGCGUAUAUUAUAUAUUUACUCUUAUUUGAAAGCCAUCAUUCACAUGUUAAGUUGAUGACAACUCUUCUUGAACAAUAAACAACUUGUGCAUAACAAUUUA